Neoarius graeffei (lesser salmon catfish) is the source of this 6292-nucleotide messenger RNA. RefSeq names its product chromosome 6 C19orf47 homolog (gene c6h19orf47). Lineage: Eukaryota; Metazoa; Chordata; Actinopteri; Siluriformes; Ariidae. Gene Ontology annotation, cellular component: nucleus. Bases 24 to 1235 code for a protein of 403 amino acids. The record is from RefSeq and is a predicted model, not a curated record. The transcript has 8 exons.
GGGUGUUUUUUUUUUCCAUCAAAAUGGCGUCCAUGACAACAGCCACAUCUGAGUGGAUCCAGUUCUUCAGAGAUGCAGGAAUCCCACCGGGUAUGGCUGCCACAUACGCUGUGUCCUUUGUAGACAACAGAAUUCAGAAGACCAUGCUGAUGGAUCUCAGUAAGGACAUCAUGAUGGACUUGGGUAUCACGGUCAUUGGGGACAUCAUUGCCAUUCUCAAACACGCCAAGCACGUCUACAGACAGGAUAUGUGCAAAAUGGCCACUGAAGCCAUUUCCUCUGGCCAGACGAGCGUUCAGGCUGAGCUGAGGCGCGCUGCCAAUACCCCCGCCACACGCAUGAUCGCCAAUGCUUUGAGUCGAGACUCCCCGCCAAGCACGCCCGUGCGUCGCCCUGACAACCGUCUCUCGGUGACCAUCUCCAACAAGAGCUCCAAAAUGGUUGCCAGUCAGCCUUCAGCAGAGGUGAACGGAUUGGCAGUAAAACGUCGGCGGGUGACUUCAGAGAUAGAGGGGAAGUACAUCAUCAGUAUGCCAAAGGGCACCACCGCCCGAAGCCGACGCAUUCUGGCCCAGCAGGCUAAGAAAGCCAAGAGUUUGAAACGCACUUCUGUGUUUGAGAGGCUGGGUUCAGAGUCUAAGAUGGACACAGUAAUGGCUAAUAAGCAGGUAACGGGUGUCUUCAGCCGUCUGGGCAAAGUGGACAAAGAUGAUGAUGAUGAUGAUGAUGAUGCAGAGAUGGAUAUAGCAGACAGCGCUGCUGCCAACGAGGACAGCGAUGGCGAAGGCUCUGUGCUUCAGUAUGCCGGCGUCCUUAAACGGCCCAUACUGCCUUCGAAAAAAGAGCUUGCCCGCCAAAAAGCUAAACCUAUCACUCUGUAUCGCCUCAACAAAUCUAAACUCCCAUUAUCAGAGAGCACUCCUUCCUCUGUUCCCUCCUCCACCUCUUCCAGCCAGGAGGGGGCUCCCAAACGGAGAAUACUGCGGAGGUUGGGUAAACCUCCCACAGCCAGCCCUGCCCCUGCCCCUGCUCCUGCAUCCUCUUCUGUCUUACAAUCUAGCCAAUCAACAGAGACUCAGGAUAGUCAGGUGACGAGCAGUAGGAGCAAGGCAAGCUUUACGUUAGCCAGCCCCAAAGUGAGCAGCAGCACAGGGACGGGCAGGGACUCACACGGGGCUCAAAUGGACGCUACCACAGUUAGCGUGUUCAAAAGACUCGGGGCCAAGAGGAUCUAACGCGCACACUCCUUUCUUUUGGGUUCCUUAUCUCUAAAGUGUCCCACAUUCAGGGUUUAGGAUUUAAAAAGUAGUAGACUACAUGUUCUCUUGGUGCAUAUAGGAAUAAUCACAUGCACCAUUAGCAUUUUACAAACUCUUCCUUUACCUCUGAAUUCCCUCCACUUUAAGAAAGUCCCUUCAUAUUUUUUGCGGUGGGGGUUUCUAUGGCAGAUUUGUACAGCAAGGCAGUUGGGUGUGUGCUGAUAUCCUUGGAACACGUUUUGCAAUAUUACAAUGUCGUAUUUAACAAAUUUUUACCUGCUUUUUUACACAUUGGCCAGCAGUUUACCUGAAAAUUCAGACAGGAAACAUGCUUGAACCUUUACAAUUCUCAAAAAUAAGGUACUUGGGAAGGCGUUUGUUUUUUAUGCUGCUGGAUUAGUGUGUGCAUGUGUUUUGAACAUCACCGAUUCACGCACUUCACGUCAACAUGUCUCGCUUGAAGUACUGUAAACGAGAACAGUGUCCUCUCAUCUCCACUUAACUGUCCACCAGACUUCCCUUUUCAUACCGUGUAGCCAUUAAAAGACUUGUAAAGUGAUAUAAAAGACAUGCACACUGUAUGGUAUCCUCCAGGCUCUGUCAAAAUACCCCUGACCUCAGCUGUAACUUUAAAGCACCCAGUUUUCCUUCUUCUGAGUCAAGCCAUGUUAAGUGUUAUCGAGAUGUAAUGAGUGAGCAAGGUGUCAUCUCCCCCUGCUGGGAAAUAGGAUAAUGUUGCUAGGCAACGCACAUGGCGAUGGACCCUAGAGUAGUGUUGUUUUUCAGCCCCGUUCAUGGCCAGCGUGUUAAAAAAAUAUUUUUAAAGACGGUAACUCAUGGGUAUGAAUUACACCAGCAGGUGCUGACCACACUAUUGUCCCAGGUAUAUGAAGUUUAUUUAUCUGGCCCCUGACACUGAGUCUCCCAAUUUUUUUUUUAAUAUAAUUAUUUUGUUUAUUUUAAUUUGUCUUUAAAGUAGACCUUUGUUACACUGUACAGGUUUAAAGGGGGGGGAGGAGAUGAUGGUUUAUUUUAUAAAAUGGUUGUAUUUGCAAUUGAUUGACCAUAAAAUGAGAAAGCAAGGGAAAAAAAAGCACUGUCUUACUCCCUUUCUUUGAGUCUCUCUUACUUUUAAUGGAGUUGAAUUUUUAAAAUAGGCCUGGUGGAUCUCUAUAUCUGCUGUCAGGGACCAUGUGAACUAUUAAUAUAGACCUGUGAUGUACCUUUAAGCUGGAAGGGCUGUUGUUAUAGAAAAUGCAAUCAAAGCCAAGAACGUAAUGCCACCGUUUUAUACAUCUAUAUAACAGCUGGCUAGAAUAUACAGUUUGGCCAAACAUUUGUGGACAAAUAACCAUCACCCUUGGAUGUGCUUUUUGAGCAUCCCAUUACAGACUUAAUCCUCCCUUUGCUGUUAUAAUAACCUCCUCUUUCCUUGGAAGGCUUUCUACUGCUCUGAUUGUGAGGAUUUGCACAUUUAGCCACAAGAGUAUUCGUAAGGUUGGGCGGGGAGGCCUGGGGUGCAGUUAGUAUUCCAGUUCAUCCCAGAAGUGUUCAGUGGGGUUGAUCUGUGGAUCUGUGCAGGUCACUUGAGUUCUUGCACUUCUUGGCAAACCAUGUCUUUAUGGAGCUUGCUUUGUGCACAGGGGCAUUGUCAAGUAUUGGGCAUAGCCAGUACAACAACUUGGAAUGUCCUGAAAAAGUAGGAAACUACUGGUGUACAAACAACCAGACAUCAAAUGGGUCAGCUAAUGCCCAGGUCAGACAGCAGGCUGCAACUAGUUUUCAACUACUUGCGUCGACCUGCGAUAAUAAAAUCGCAGGUAGACGCAAGACCGGUCUUGCAUCGACGCGCGACGACGCAAGUAAUGGCAGAGGCAGGUUGACACAAGUGGAUCACAGUCUGUUCACAUUUCAACUGCGAUUCGCUUCCAGUCGGUGCAAAUAGCAGGUUGACGCAUGUAGAGGCAGGUAGUCGUGCAAUGCUUGAGUGACCAAUCGUAGGCUGACGCAGGGGAAGACAAGUCUUUAGAGAUGGCUGCGAUGCAUUGCAGGUAGAUGCAGACUGCACCUGCAAAUAGUUUACAGCAACCUGCAAGCAGUCUUAUGGCCUUAUUUUUUUUUAAAAGUUUUCUUUGCACAGUGUCAACCUGCGUCUGCUUCCGACUGGUUGUGUCCUGUCAUAACAGCUUAAAAACUCUGCGUCUGACCACAACGAAGGAUUUGACGCAAAACGCCUGCAUCCACCUGCAAUCGUUCGCCACCCAACUGAUCACAGGUCGCAGCAUGCAUCUUUCUGCCGUCUGACCUGGGCACAAGCAGAGCUGUGAAGAAAAGCAGAAAUAUAGAGGCCAUACCACAAGAUGCAAAGCAGUCCUCGGUAGUAAGAAUCAGAAGGCCAGAUUGGAAUUCUUUAAGAAAGACACAGAUGAGCCAUAGAGGUUCUGGAACCAAGAUUAACCACUGCCAAAUUGUGGAGAAGGAAAGGAGCGGCAGGCCAAGUAUGGUUGAUGGUCAGGCACACAGGUAGUGUUAUGACUUUGGCUUGCAUGGUUGUUUCUGGAACGAUGGGAUGAUGGCAGAAUGAAUUCCGUACACACAAGACAUUUCGUCUGCCAAUUUACAGAGAAAUGCAUCCAGUCUAAUAGCCCCCAAGCAUAACUACGUCAUCACUUAUUUACUGCAAUGCAUUGUGGGGGAUAGCCGGGGUCAGUAGUUGAGCGAUAUGACGGAUGCCAGAUUCAUUUUACAUGAGAGCGAUGUGAGAGGAGCGAUUUUUGCCAUGCUCUGUCGUGGAAGACAAUGAAAUUGAUUUAAAGAGGUGGAUAACAUGUCGAGGGUUUACAGCAGAAAAUCGGAAUUCAAAUCAAGCUUGGUGAGAAGGUAUGAGUCUAGACCGAGUCUACCACACUGUACAACAACAACAUCAAAUCUCAGAAUGUCUUAUUUCUCAGGACAUAUAUUGGAUCACGAAGCAAUCUGUUUCUUUUAAUCUUCAGUUAUUCCUGACCAUUUUCUAAGAAGCUUUGUUCUAAUGAAAUCUUCACCUUGUACUUAAUCGUGAUCCAGCACAAUGAAAGUUACAGAUGCAGUAAGGGAAACUAUUAUGAAAUAUCAACUGUUGACUUAAGUCUAAGAUUGCUUCGUGAUCCCGGGCCCAGAUAAACAGCAUCAAAACAUUGAUAUGAGUGAUUAUUUAAAUAAAAGUUGAUAUCAGGAAACAUUACCCAAAAAAAAUAACCUUUGGAAACCCGUUGAUCUGCCGUGUCAUGUUCAGUAUAAAUGCAUUUUCUUCAAUAAAUGCAGCUAGUGAGGUACACUGAACAUUAUACAUACCCGAAAGAGAACCCUUCGUGGUUUGGGAGUUUUAUUGGUCUGACAGGCUCAUUCAACUGCCGAGUGCUUCAGCACAUUGAGAGGCAAAGGCCAAAGAGUGCUUCUUUGUUUUACAGGCUUUGGAAUAUCGCUAGUUUCAGAUGAUGAACAGUGUUGAUUGUUAUAAUCUUCUAUAACCAAAGGCCAUUCUCCAGACCAUGGAAAUAUCGCCGGGUCACAGUUUAAGUAUGUCUUUUUUUUUCCCCAUCAGAGAAAUAUAAGCUACAAACACUUGUCCAUUUCAAUUCAGUACGAAUGUUUUCGUUGCGGAUUAAACUUAUCCAUUUCUUUCUUCUCUUCUUCUCAACUGGCAGCUGAUGAAAGCUCAAAUUAGGAGUUCUCUUUGUUGUGGAGACACAGUAAGACACACAACAAUUCACUUUAGGCAGCAUGGUUAAAACCAGUUAGACAGAACAAUGCAGCGUUUAACAAAGGUGAAAGUAAAUACUACAGAGCUGACCCCAGGUAUCGCCCAUAAUGCAUUGCGGUAAACAAGCAACGAUGUAGUUAUGGGUUAGGGUCAUUGGGAGGAACUUCAUGCUGCAAGACAAUGAACCAAAACACACCUCCAACACAACAAAGGACUUCAGGGGAAAAAGUGCAAGGUUGUAGACUGACCAGGUUAAUCACCAGACCUAACGUGACUGAAGAGAAGACUGUAAGGAGAACCCCCCCCCCAAAAAAAAAACAAACAAACAAACAAAUGAAAGAAACUACAGUACAAGAAUGUAACAGUCUGGUGAUGUCAGUGGGUCUCCAGCUUGAUGCAGUUAUUCCAAGCAAGGGAUAUGCAACCUAAUGUUAAACGUUAUUUACUUUAAAACCAGCAACCAUAAGUUUUUUAACACAUCUAGAUAUAAAUAUCAGGAAAUAAAAACUGAAAAUUUGAUCUAUUAUAUCUUUCAUCUUUUGAUCUCAAACCCAGAUGUCUUCACUGUACAGCAAAAACAAAAGAAUCGGGUUUGCCAUUUCAGAGGGGACCGUCUGGGUGUGGUGGUCAGGUGUCCACAUACUUUUGGCCAUACGCUGUAUCUCAGACCUGCUUUGAUCAACUGGAUUUACAGGAUAUUUUAAAGAUGGUAAUUUCAUGGAGAGAAUAUUUUAUUUGGAAUUAAUUCUGAUACUCAAGACAAAAUGAUGGUUUACACAGGAUUUAUAUUUAUAUUAUAUUAUUGAUAUUCUAUAUUGAUAAUCCAUAUAAUCUCCAUUCAGAGGGGUUGCUUUGAUGAUAGAAAAAGUCAUUUAUGAAAGCUGUUUCAGUUUUGGUUACUGUUGCUUGUGACAACUCCAGUCUCAUGGGGGUCCCGUGUAUAUGAUUAUGCCAAACAUACGAACUGAAUAACAACCUUCUGAGUGUGUGCAGUCCAAACAUUCUUCCCACAGUCACCAGUUAUAUUUUAUAACAUUGAAUUUUAAUAACAUUCAGCAUCUAAUAUUUGAGUAUAUUUAUUUAUCGUGCAUGGCAGUACUAUGAUUGUCAAAAUAGAUGAUAUCACCAAAACAGACCACAACACUUCUUUCCCCUCCAAGUGUGACAAAGCCCUUGAAAUGUUGAUCCCUAACCUAAAGUUCAUUCUUGGCCCCUUGCUACCAUUCAGUACCAUUGCUACCUUAGAAAUUUUUUAAUUUAUUUCUUUUUAUUAAAGCAUCCACAUUAAGAA